AUGGACAAAGCAUCUACAAGAGUUGAAAUAAUUGUAGGUUCAGGAGUAAGUGUAUUCGGUGGAUUAUUUCAAGUUACUACAAUUACUCAAAGUAUUGAUGUAUUCAUUUAUCUAUUAGGAGCCUUAGUGCUUUUAUUAGGAGAAAACUCCACUUUAGUAAGUAAAGAAUAUCCUCUUAUUGCAUUAUUUUCUAUAUUAGGUAUGAGUAGUUUAAUUUCAAUUUCUAUUUUUGCUGUUUAUAUUUUAGCGACUAUUUAUAGAGAAUCUGAAUCAGCUACAGUUGCAGGAUUUAAAUAUUUCUUAUUAGGAAGUUUAUCUUCAGCUUUGAUUUUAUUAGGAAGUAGUCUAUUAUAUGGUUUCACAGGACUAACUAGUUUUGAAGGAUUAUAUAUGCUAUGUUCAACUACAACAGUUAACCAUGCUAUUGAAAUUAGUGUAUUAUUAAUGGUUAUAGGUUUAUUAUUCAAAAUUGUACCAACUGUAGUAACAGCUUGGUUGACAACUAUGCCUAAAGUCUCCUUAUUAGUAUUUAUUUUAGAAUUCCAAGGAUUUACUCAAUUAAGGAAUUGUUCUUUAUUAUCAUUAGUGAUUGGUACUAUUGGAGGAUUAGCUCAAUAUAGACUUAAACGAUUAUUAACAUUUACAUUAGCUAUUAAUAGUGAAGAAUCAGUAGAAUCAUUUUUAUUCUAUCUAGUUCAAUAUUCAUCAACAAAUGUAAACAUAUUCUUCAUUUUGAUUGCCUUUGGAUAUUUAUUACAAACUAAAGGAUUAUCAACAUAUUCACCAGUUCAAUAUAUUAAUCAACUUAAAGGUCAAUUUAAAACAAAUCCUUUACUUAGAUUAAGUUUAGCUAUUUGUUUAUUCUCUAUGGCUAGUAUUCCUCCAUUAGUAGGAUUCUUUGGUAAACAGAUGGUUUUAUAUGCAGCUACUCAUAAUGCUUUAGUAGCAGUAGUAGUAAGUGUAGUAAGUGCAGCUUAUUAUUUAAGAGUUAUUGAAGUAAUUCAUUUUGAUCCUUUAAAUGUUACUGAAACAGUUGAAACAAAUAAAGGAGAAUUAACAACUUCAAGUAGUUUAUACAGUGAACCCCGCUUUUUGCACCCCCGUUUAUUACAGAUCCCCACUUAUUACAACUUUUUUGAGCAGAUUCCCGCUUAA
This is a messenger RNA of Zychaea mexicana, 1155 nucleotides long. RefSeq lists its product as uncharacterized. NCBI's taxonomy places the organism in Eukaryota, Fungi, Mucoromycota, Mucoromycetes, Mucorales, Lichtheimiaceae. Bases 1 to 1155 code for a protein of 384 amino acids. The record is from RefSeq and is a predicted model, not a curated record. The transcript has 11 exons.